This is a messenger RNA of Penicillium longicatenatum, 762 nucleotides long. RefSeq lists its product as uncharacterized. Gene Ontology annotation, molecular function: oxidoreductase activity. The record is from RefSeq and is a predicted model, not a curated record. The transcript has 2 exons. Lineage: Eukaryota; Fungi; Ascomycota; Eurotiomycetes; Eurotiales; Aspergillaceae. Bases 1 to 762 code for a protein of 253 amino acids.
AUGGGAGACUACGUUGAGAAUAUUCCCUACAUUCCGGAUCGUGUCAAUUAUGAUACACAACAGGCAAUAUCCAAGAAUAUAAUCCCGGGGGCUUGUCUCCCGGAGGGCUUCCCAGCUCGGCUGUCCUCGGAAAUGGUGUGGGAUUCCGACAGUAUCGGCCUUGAUGAGCGCGGAUUUGUGGAUGAUGAAAGAUGCAUCUUGAAAUUGAAUAGCGAUAAUCUAAAAGAGAUCCAUGAAGCACUGCAAUAUUUCAAAACUCUCAGCAAACCUCUCAUGUCACUCAAUCCAACUACCUUCCCACUUCCAUCUCUCCACCCCAUCCUCCGAGCUGUGUCAGAAAACAUACACAAAAGAACGGGAUUCUCUCUGGUGCGCGGGAUUCCUGUGGAUGAAUAUUCUCGCGAAGAGAAUGUCAUCAUCUAUGUUGGCCUGUCAUCUCACAUAGCCUCCAUCCGUGGGCGCCAAGACCAUCGGUACAAUGAGGAUCCUGCAGAUGUCAUGCUUGCGCACAUAACAGACUUUAGCUCUUCUGUCGACCCAGGCUCUGCAAUUCUCCCCGCAUAUACAGAUGGGGAGGUGAUCUUCCACACCGACACAGGUGACAUCGUCUCCUUGUUUGCGAUGGAAGAGCCCGUAGAAGGCGGGGAGAGUCUUCUUGCUAGCGGCUGGCGAGUUUAUAACGAGCUUGCGAAAUUGCGACCGGACCUGGUGAAAGUACUAGCGAGCGACUGGCCCAUUCCAAGGUCUGUGUUCAUUUCUUGA